Molecule: messenger RNA, 219 nt
Organism: Mucor velutinosus
Lineage: Eukaryota; Fungi; Mucoromycota; Mucoromycetes; Mucorales; Mucoraceae
Exons: 3
Coding region: 1-219 (72 amino acids)
Source: RefSeq, a predicted model, not a curated record
AUGGCAGUAGUACCUAAUACACCUAAAUUUGUCUUACUAGGAUGGACAACCGUUGCUGUUUCUGCUUUGGUUGCAUAUACAGUUGGGAAAGAAUACACAUUGAAUCGCUUGAAGGAUUAUACCAAAGAUAACUCUGUUACUUCAAGUGGAGGUCAUGAUAUACAAGAAGCACCCAAGGAAGGUGAACCUCUGCGUCGUUCUGUUAAUAGAAGACUCUGA